AUGGAGCCUGGUGGGAAAAUCCGAGAGAGAAUGAAAGGAGACACCAAACCGCCAUCCAAGGAGCAAUAUGUAGUGGAAUGCAGGAAACAUUAUGGCCCAGAGUUAAGGGCUCUGCCUCAAGUCUUAGCUGUUAAAAAUCUUUGUAGGUGUUCGGCCUGGAGCUCUGUGCAGACUCCUGUGGAGGUGGCUUGCGCAGCCGCCCGGUCCGAUAGGUUUAUUUGUAUCUACCCCACUCACUUAAAUAAUAAGACUAGAGCGGAGGGGAGGCGGAUUCCUAUAAGUAAGGCUGUAGAAAACCCUACCGCUACUGAGAUUCAGGACGUUUGCUCAGCAGUUGGAGUGAACGCAUUUCUGGAGAAAAUCAAAAUGUACUCCAGAGAAUGGAACGGUGAUGUUGAGUACAGAGGCAGAGUCCAGGUACGGCUCAAACAGGACAAUGGCAGCCUCUGUCUUGUACAGUUCCCAUCACGGAAGUCAGUGAUGCUGUAUGCGGCAGAAAUGAUUCCCAAGCUAAAAACAAAAAAUAGGCAGUGCUGACCCAAGUCUUCAGCAAGGAGAGUAAAGAGGGGAAGAAGAAAUGAUGUGGUGUGAACGUGAAUCAUGCAGUCCUGCUGUGAGAGACCUGGGCAUCUUUGUGUCUGAGGGAACAGCUUUCUUUCUGUGUCUGUCAAUUAACUGAACUGUGAACAAUGUGUCUCCCAUCUGCAUCAACAGUUAACAAUGAGAUACGUUUACAUCAAAAGUUUGCAUUUAGCUUUUAUACUGUAAAAAGGAAAGGUGUGUGUGCGGGAGACUAUUUUUAACAGAUAAUGACUGUCCCAUAAGUUACUUGAAAUCCUGUAUCUGUUUGUCCUCCAUGUAAACAUAUAUUUCAGGUAAAUAAGUUUAAUAAAAUUUGAAAUACACAUUUUGUUCACCUUUUAAGUUAAUGAAAUAAACAAUUUAAAGUGGAAAAAAAAAAACAAACCUUUGUAAUUUGCCGGGCAGCUGUGGUGCCCGCCUUUAAUCCCAGCACUCAGGAGGCAGAGCCAGGCGGAUCUCUGUUGAGUUCCAGGCCAGCCUGGAGUUCCAGGACAGUCACCAAAACUACACAGAGAAACCCUGUCUUGAAAAAAAAAAAAAAUCUCUGUAAUCCUAAACUGGGUGGUGGUAGUGCAACUGCCAUGAAGACUUGAAAAAAAACACUUUCCUUCCCUCUGCUAACCAGAAACCGAGGCAAAAAUUUGUCAGGCUCCUUUGGUAUGUAAACAGGUAUGGGAGUAACCUGCAUCUCUUCAUAUAACAACACAGGCAGAGGCAGAGGUAGGCAUUCUCUGAGGCCAGCCAGUCUCAAAAAAUAAAAAAUUUACAGGCAUCAGAAUACCCUAAAGGUCAAUGACGCAGUGAGAUCUGGCAGGCUUCAGUUUGCAUACAGUGGCUGCAGAGAUCCCCAAGAGGACAUCGCUGUGACACUUGAAAGCCAUUAUCACGCCAGGAAAGAAGGACAGUCGGCUGUAGAGCUGGGGUAGACACCUGUUAAAACUACAACAGGAACGGGAGCUUUAACACACACUCCUGCUACCUCUAAAUUUCUGCUGUGCAUUUAGGAGAUGAUGACCUGAAGAUGUGGGCACUCAAGUUAUUCUGCCUUCACAGAGAAGGGUAUUCACAAAAAUAACGUGGGUAUUCAUUAUUUGGUUUUUAUUUCUUGCAUAACUUGUCUUUAAGCUAAUUUGUCUUGUAGAGUUGAUACCUAAUCACACAAUCUACCCGCAUCUUCCCUCCCCGAGAGCAAAGCUGGGGAAGGAGUAGUGUUGGACCAUCCCGUUGACAUUUGGCACUAGGUUUGUGAUGAAGGCUUCACCGCCCAUCGUCCUGUACAUACACAAAACAAAGUCUGCCUGAGUGAUGCUCCAGAUUCCAAUCCUGGGCCAAGAUGAUGCCAGUCAUCACCAUGGGAAUGGAAGAAUGAAGCUAUAGUUAGGUGUGAGGGCACAUGCCUUUAAUCCCAGCACUUGGGAGGCAGAGGCCGACGAUCUCUGAGUUAGAGGUCAGCCUAAUCUACAGAGCAAGUUCCAGGACAGCCAGGACUACACACAUACACACACAGAAUGAAGCCACUCAAUGGCUUCCACUUACUUUCCAUGGUAAGGACACACUUCAACUAAAGAGAAAUCCAAAGGCGGCAAAUACACAUGACUGAAGGAAACCCCUGCAACUGAAGUACAGCAGGUUUCACACUGAGUAUCUGGGGCAUGCAGUGUUUCACCCGCGUCUGCUUCAGAGAACUUCGCCCAAACAGCACACCGAAGGAAGAAGUACUCUUGGAGGACAGGAAGAACAUGGGCUGUGUGUGUACUGAGGCCUUAUGAGACCAAGAUGGUACAUUUCAUAUAAGGAAACAUGCUAUUCACAAGAUGAUAGCCCUGACAUUAACACACAACUCGACUGCACUGCUAAAUAUGGUUGUUUUUAUUUUCUUUUUCCUUGCCCAGCCCUAUCUAAACAUAAAAUAAAACUACAGGACUGAAAUUAACAACCCAUUAAAAUCAGCAAUAAGUUAUGAAAAUCAUAAAGCUUUUUUUUUAAAGUAAUUAAGGGUAGUUAAAUUAUUUAAAGAA
This is a messenger RNA of Peromyscus californicus insignis, 2600 nucleotides long. RefSeq names its product signal recognition particle 19 kDa protein-like. Bases 1 to 537 code for a protein of 178 amino acids. The transcript is spliced from 2 exons. Gene Ontology annotation, molecular function: 7S RNA binding. Gene Ontology annotation, biological process: SRP-dependent cotranslational protein targeting to membrane, signal sequence recognition; SRP-dependent cotranslational protein targeting to membrane. NCBI's taxonomy places the organism in Eukaryota, Metazoa, Chordata, Mammalia, Rodentia, Cricetidae. The record is from RefSeq and is a predicted model, not a curated record. Gene Ontology annotation, cellular component: signal recognition particle, endoplasmic reticulum targeting.